Molecule: messenger RNA, 1608 nt
Organism: Cyprinus carpio (common carp)
Lineage: Eukaryota; Metazoa; Chordata; Actinopteri; Cypriniformes; Cyprinidae
Product: carbonic anhydrase 4-like
Exons: 8
Coding region: 159-1061 (300 amino acids)
Cellular component (GO): plasma membrane
Molecular function (GO): carbonate dehydratase activity; zinc ion binding
Source: RefSeq, a predicted model, not a curated record
UCGCCUUAAGCUUGUUCGUACCUUUAAAGCUUUUGAGUGUAAAGCUUUUGGAGUAAUUGUUCAGAGUAGGGUUUUAUAGGUUUUUUUUAAAAACAGGUGUAUAUUGGCUGGGCUUUGGCUACUAACCAGAAGAGAGGAAUUUGCUAUAAUUAAGUAAAAUGAUGAAUGCUUGGUUCAUGACCUGUUUUGCAGCUUUUCUGUUGCCUGCGUCAUAUGGCGCACCAAUAUCCAAGGCUUGGUGUUAUCACAUGCCGUCAUGUAGUGAUGUCGCUUGGCCCAUAAUCGCCGAAAAAAACUGUAAUGGAACUCAACAGUCUCCAAUAGACAUCAUAACCACAAAUGUCCAAGCUAAUGCUAAUCUGACCUCUUUCAUUUUCACUGGCUAUGACGAUGACACAACCUUGACUGAGAUUAAAAACACUGGCACCACAAUUAAAGUUACACUAGAUCACGAGAAAAUGCAUGUGGAAGGAGGGGAUCUGCCAGGCUUGUUUGCCAGUAUGCAGUUUCAUCUUCACUGGGGUAAUGGUAGUUUCAUGCCUGGAUCUGAACACACUGUGGAUGGAAAACAAUACCCUAUGGAGUUUGUUAAUUAUGACACUUGUGAACCAGAGAGCUGGAAGACCUUAACAUCUUACUUGUCAGAUAUCGCCAAUGCAGGUGAUAAAGCAUGCAUCACUCAAUAUAUGUCCAUGGAUGAUCUGCUUUCUGGAGUGGACAGGACUAAAUAUUACCGUUAUCUUGGCUCUUUGACCACACCAAACUGCAAAGAAGGUGUGAUUUGGACCAUCUUUAAAGACCCCAUCAAAGUUAGUUGGGAUUUGAUUGACCUGUUCAGUACGAGUGUUUACAUCAAGGCAACCGACUCUCCCCUAAUGGUGGACACGUUCAGGGGUGUUCAGCCAGUCAACGGCAGGAUCGUCAUGUCACAGGUGGCUGGUACCAGAGCUACUGGUCCUGUUUCCCAAACGGCAUCUGAUUGGGAUGUUCUAGACCUCUCUUCUGAUUGUCAAACCACUGAACCUUACACUGAGUUUGAUUUAGAAACCGCAUACUGGUAGUAGUUUGAGUGGUAGGGCUGACAGUUAUGCUUAGUGAUUUUUAUUUUUUUAACAGAUUGUGGAAAAUAACUUCAUUUAACAAUUAUACUUGUUCCAGAUAUGUCAGUUAUAAAGCCCGAUGCAGCUCUUUAAUGAGAAGUGUUUUAUGAUAUCCUGCUAGUUCAUGUAUGCAUUCAUCUUAAUUGCAUUCCAACACGACUUGUUACUAAAGCUCAGUCGUUACUGUUUAAUGGGUAUGUAUAAACCAUUUUUGUUGGUGGGGUGUUUUUGAAAAUGCAGUUUAGUGUUUGAAAGUCUAGAUUUUAUUCAACAUUUAGCAUUUUUUUUAAUACUGCUAUCAAUACUGCACUUAAGUUAAACUAAGCUUUUAGAUUUGUAAUGUAGUUAAAGGUAUUGAGUCCUCAUUUGAGUGUAAACAGGAGCUAAAGCUGUAUUGUAAUCUUGAUAGUCUGGCAAUUGUUGUUUGAGUAAUGCAAAGAUUUGUAGCCUUCAAUGAUUUGGCAGAUGUAGUUUUGACUCAUUCAGUAGCACCCCCCCCCCCCAGCUC